AGUCGUCCCGAAGGCGGGAAGACAGCUGCCUUCAAGGCGGUCUGCUUAUCGCUGUAUUCCCGCGUGGGAAGAUUAUGACGGGAGAGGACUCUCUCGCUUCGUCUCUUCCUCUCUGGUUUAAUCCAAAUUUCGUCAAAAUCCACCGGAAGAACUCGUUUCAAUUAUCUGCGACACCUCAAGUGCCACACCUGCUUCGUCAAACUGAUUACUUUCAUGAUGGCGUGCGUUGCAGUUCGCUUGGACAAAGGAGCCCUAAAAAAGAUUGAUGGAGCCAAAAAAAAGCUUGAUAACAAAGUGGUGCGUGUUGUUGUGGGACCACAUGUGAAGCAUCCUCUACAAAACAGAUGGGCUCUCUGGUUCUACAAGAACGAUAAGAGCAAAAUGUGGCAGGACAAUUUGAGGCUCAUCACAAAGUUUGACACAGUGGAAGACUUCUGGGCGUUGUACAACAACAUUCAGCUGGUGAGCAAGCUUUCAUCUGGUUGCGACUACUCUGUUUUCAAGGAUGGCAUUGAGCCAAUGUGGGAAGACAGGCGUAACAAGUGUGGAGGACGCUGGCUGAUUACACUGUCGAAGCAGCAGAGGCACACUGAACUCGACCGCUUCUGGAAGGAGACUCUCCUUUGCCUCAUUGGAGAGGGCUUUGGCUCCUUCAGCAGGGACGUUUGCGGUGCUGUCAUCAAUGUUCGAGCCAAAGGUGACAAAAUCGCCAUCUGGACCACCGAUACAGAGAAUGGAGAAGCAGUUACCUAUAUUGGACGAAAGUACAAGGAAGGACUAGGCCUACCUCCAAAACUCGUCAUUGGAUAUCAAGCCCAUGCAGACACUGCCACCAAAAGCAAUUCAAUAACAAAGAACAAGUUUGUGGUGUAGAAAUGAUCUUGUUUUUUCCAAGUCUCCUAUAGCAAAGGACAAGUUUAGUCUUUGUUUUUCUGUACUGUACUUCAUCAUGUUGAGUUUGUAUUUGCACUUAAUUCAUUACCUUAUUUAAAUAGUACAUUUGGCAUGAUACAUGUGGGAGACAUUGUUUCUUUUGAAGAUGAGACAUUUUUUUUGUGGCCUACAAAAUAAAAUAUAUAUAUAUGUA
This is a messenger RNA of Salmo salar (Atlantic salmon), 1087 nucleotides long. RefSeq names its product eukaryotic translation initiation factor 4E family member 1B (gene eif4e1b). Gene Ontology annotation, biological process: translational initiation. Gene Ontology annotation, cellular component: eukaryotic translation initiation factor 4F complex; cytoplasm. The record is from RefSeq and is a predicted model, not a curated record. Gene Ontology annotation, molecular function: translation initiation factor activity; RNA 7-methylguanosine cap binding. Lineage: Eukaryota; Metazoa; Chordata; Actinopteri; Salmoniformes; Salmonidae.